AUGGCGGGAUCACACAGCUUCGAUUUAGAUUUUGAGAAUAUGCUGAAAGAUGUGCGCGAGCCUGCAGUUCAAGAAUUAAUUGAAGAUCAAAAGAAGGUCCGGGAAACAAGCCGAGGUCUUACAGAAUCUUUGAGCCUACGAUCCAAACAUGAAGCCGUUGUAUCGCAAAACCCAGAAUGGUUACGGAUGCUGCUGCAAAGAGACCCAGAGCUCUCGGAGAACAUCGUUGCAGAAGCGUUCCAACACAAGGACAAAGAAUGUAUACGAGCAUUUUUGGACUUUGGAUGGGAUAUCAACACUUCUAUCUGGGCGUUCAGCCCGCUCUGCUUCGCGGUUGAUGACAAGGACUUCAUGAGAUGGCUCAUCGACCAAGGAGCUGACAUCAAUGCUCUCAACAGCCUUGGCCAGCCCGUUCUCGCCAAGGCAAUCGCAUCGGGUGACUUUCAGGUGGUGUCUUUCCUCCUUGUAGAAGGGGCAGACUUGAUGCUUGGAGAUCUCCUGCAUAGUGCUGUUGAGAGAAAGAACGAGCGGGAAGGUGCCGAAUUGGUUGAAUUCCUUGCAUCGAAAGGGCCUGAUGUCAACGCGCUUCGCUACACGAAUCCAACUGCCUCCCGGCAGAUGGCCAUGUCUUUUCUCCCUACGCCUCUCUAUCUGGCCGUUGAGAGGGAGAACAUUCCGGUCGCGCGAGCUCUCCUCAGACAUGGCGCUGACCCAGCUCGGAGGGUUCUUUGUCAGGGGCAUAAGGGCCAAAGUGCGCUAGAGAGAGUGCGCUCCAUCAACAAUCCCGAAAUAUCUGCCUUAUUCCGUGGUACCCCUUCGAAAAUCUAG
This is a messenger RNA of Zasmidium cellare ATCC 36951, 828 nucleotides long. RefSeq lists its product as uncharacterized. The transcript has 2 exons. Gene Ontology annotation, cellular component: cytoplasm; nucleus. The record is from RefSeq and is a predicted model, not a curated record. Gene Ontology annotation, molecular function: protein binding. The coding region runs from base 1 to 828 and encodes 275 amino acids. NCBI's taxonomy places the organism in Eukaryota, Fungi, Ascomycota, Dothideomycetes, Mycosphaerellales, Mycosphaerellaceae. Gene Ontology annotation, biological process: regulation of barbed-end actin filament capping.